CCCUUUUGAAAACGCGUUAGGAACACACUGCAGCUGCCGGCAUGUCCGAAGUUGGUAAGGCGUUGGAUGUGCUGCUCCAGGAGGCGGAGGAGCUGUGCAUCGGGAGCAGCGUGGUGGAGCUGGACAGGAUUCCCACGGCACUGGAGUUCUGCCGCGAUUACUACUCCAAGAACCAGCCGGUGGUCAUCCGGCAGGCACUGUCGUGGCCGGCAAUCGGGAAAUGGACGCCGGAAUACCUGAUCCAGGCGCUGGGGGACAAGACGGUGGACGUGGCCAUCACCCCGAACGGCUAUGCCGAUGGCCUGGCCACGCAGAAGGGCAAGGAGUACUUCGUCCUGCCGCUGGAGACGAAAAUGAAGCUGUCCGAGCUGGUCCGCCGUCUGGAUGAUCCCACGGGGGCCGUCCACUACAUCCAGAAGCAGAACUCCAAUCUCAGCGUGGAUCUGCCGGAACUGGCAGCUGAUUUGAGGAUCAGUGAUUUGGACUUUGCCCAGCAGUCCUUCAACAAGCCACCCGAUGCCGUCAACUUUUGGUUGGGCGACGAGCGCGCGGUGACCUCCAUGCACAAGGAUCCCUACGAGAACCUGUACUGCGUGAUAUCCGGCCACAAGGACUUCAUCCUCAUCCCGCCGCACCAGCUGAGCUGUGUGCCCCGGCGCAUUUAUCCCACCGGCGUUUACAGGACCUCGGAGGAUGGGCAGUUCCACAUAGAAGCCAUCCGGGAUGAGGAUGGCAACGAGCAGCUCACGGAAUGGGUCAGCAUCGAUCCCCUGGCCCCCGACCUGGCCACAUAUCCGGAGUACGCCCGCGCCCAGCCGCUCAGGGUGCGCGUUCAUCCCGGCGACAUCCUGUACCUGCCCAACUACUGGUUCCACCACGUCUCCCAGAGCCACAAGUGCAUCGCCGUGAACUUCUGGUACGACCUGGACUACGACAGUCGCUACUGCUACUACCGCAUGCUGGAGCAGAUGACCAGUGGCAGGAGAUAGACAAGACUAGACUAUCUUCCUCACGGGUUGUUAUCAAAAUGAAAGCAAGAUGGUGCUUGUUGUCUUCAGUGUAAUAGAUAUAUAUAUAUAUAUAAUAUUGUUACAUAAUUUAAUGUUAAAUAAAAAACUAUAUGCCAAAUGAAAAUGGGUCACGGUCAAACAAGAA
Messenger RNA from Drosophila gunungcola (fruit fly), 1155 nucleotides. It is a transcript of the gene JMJD7, whose product is annotated as bifunctional peptidase and (3S)-lysyl hydroxylase JMJD7. The transcript has a single exon. The record is from RefSeq and is a predicted model, not a curated record. NCBI's taxonomy places the organism in Eukaryota, Metazoa, Arthropoda, Insecta, Diptera, Drosophilidae. Gene Ontology annotation, molecular function: 2-oxoglutarate-dependent dioxygenase activity. The coding region runs from base 42 to 989 and encodes 315 amino acids.